Molecule: messenger RNA, 1314 nt
Organism: Acanthosepion pharaonis
Lineage: Eukaryota; Metazoa; Mollusca; Cephalopoda; Sepiida; Sepiidae
Source: the annotation of a GenBank genome assembly
AUGGACGCGAAGGAGGAAAGAUUGGCGAGAGAAGACGUGAAAAGAAGGGAAGACUUUUCUUUUUAUUGUUCAUUUUUAAUUUUAUUCUGUUUAUUAUUUUUUACUUUUUCUUUACUUUUUCGAAUUUGUACCAUUUCUUCCUUUUAUAAUAAUAUUUCUCUUUCUUUCGUUUUAUAUCAAUAUUUUCUUCAUUUUUUUCUUUCUAUAUUUCUUUCUUUCUGUCCUUGCUUCAUUCGUUCUGUCAUUCUUUCUUUAGCUUUAUUAUUUUCUUUGUUUUCGUUUUAUAUCAAUCUUUCUUUCGUUUUAAUUACAUUUUAUGUCAAUAUUUUCUUUCUUUUUUCGUUCGUUAUAUGUCAAUUGUUCUUUCUAUCAUUUUACGCCAAUAUUUGUUUCUUUCGUUUUAUGACUAUCUUUCUUAUUCUCUAUUUUUAUUUCUUUCAUUUCAUGUCAGUCUUUUUUCUUUUAUGGCAACAUUUUCUUCCGUUUGUUUUUCUUUCUUUCUUUCUUUCUUUCUUUCUUUCUUUCUUUUUUCUUUCUUUCUUUCUUUCUGCUUAUUUCGUUCGUCCAUUCGCUUUAUAUCAAUCUUUCCUUCUUCCGUUUUGUGACAGUUUUUUCUUUCUGUCAUCCUUUCUUUUUUUCUUUAUCUCGUUUGUUCGAUUUAAGUUAAUUUUACUUUAUUUCUUUUUAAUUACAAUCCUUCUUUUCUUUUUUUUCUUUCAUUUUAUGGUAAUCAUGCUUUCUUUCAUUCUCUUGUUCAUUCAUUAUAUGUCAAUCUUUCUUUUUUCGUUUUAUGUUAAUAUUUCCUUCUUUCGUUUUAUGACAAUAUUUUUUUCUUUCUUUCAUUUUUUUCAAUCUUUAUUUCUUUCGUUCAUUUUAUGUCAAUGUUUCUUUCAUUUUAUUCCAAUAUUUUCUUUGUUUCAUUUUUCUUUCUGUCUUUCUUUCUUUUGUUCAUUCGUUCGUUUUUAUGUCAAUUUUUCUUCUUUCGUUUUAUGCUACUCUAUCUUUCUUUCUUUUGUGUUAUUCACGUAUUUCUUUUUUCAUUCAUUCUUUUUUUUUUAUAUUGGCCCACUCUGUCAUGCCGUUUUAUUAUUAUUAUUUUCUUCUUCUUCUUCUACUUCUUCUUCUUCUUCUUCUUCUUCUUCUUCUUCUUCUUCUUCUCAUUAUUAUUAUAAAAACGCUAUUUUUAUUGCUUUUCUUUUUCUGCCAAUCUUCUCUUUCUAUCUUCCUUUUUUUAUCUCUCUCUCGCUAUCUAUUAUCUAUCUAUCUAUAUCUAUCUAUCUAUCUAUCUAUCUAUCUAUCUAUCUAUCUAUGUGA